AUGGCUAGUAAGAAAGGUGUGGCUCCAACACACCUUCUCUUUGCGGAUGAUAUUCUUGAUUUCUGCAAAGGUAAUCUUCAUAGUUUGCAAAAUUUGAAGACUAUGCUUAAUGUCUAUGAGAAGGCUUCAGGCCAGUGCGUAAAUUAUGCAAAAAGAAAAUUUUAUUAUGGUGGUGCCACUUAUUCUCGGAGUAUUGCUAUUGCUAAUUAUUUGGGCAUGGAAAGAUCUUUAUUUUCGGAUAAAUAUCUGGGAAUUCAAUCAAAGCCUGGAAUUGUGCGGCACAUUCAUGUCAGGCAGGUGGUUGAAAAGAUUAUGGACAAGUUGGCUGGUUGGAAGGGUAAACUCUUAUCUUUUCAAGCUAGACUGGUUUUGAUCAGAACGGUGAUUGCUAGUUAUGUUAUUCACUCUAUGGUUGUUUAUAAAUGGCCUUGCAAUAUCAUUAAACAGGUUGAGAGGGCUAUUAGGAAUUUUCUUUGGUCGGGUGAUGCGGAGAAGCGUAAGUUUUUUACGGUUUUAUAUGACAACUUGUGUUGUUCAAGACGUGAAGGUGUCCUGGGCCUUAGAAGAUUGAUUGAUGUUAACAAGGCUUUUCUUAUGAAGUUAUGGAUUUCAAUUCGUGAUUCGGACAAGACUUGGGCCAGAUUUUUGAGGGCGAAGUAUUUCAAAUUGAAUGGAGUUUUGAUUGAUUACAAACUUGGUUCUACGGUUUUUCUUGGAAUCAGGUGGGUUUAUGAUUUUGUGCAGCAACACACUAGGUCAAUUAUAGGUGAUAGCGCUAAUACUUCCUUAUUCUUUGAUAAUUGGCUUGGUGAUUUUUCGAUUGCGAAGAGAUUAGGUAUUACUUCCAAAGGCCCUAAUGAAUUUAAGGCUAAGGAUUUAGAUAGCAAAGGAGUCUUCUCAGUUAAAUCUGCAAAGGAUGCCAUUAGAGAGAAUGCAGAAACUCUGCCAGUUGCAACUUUGUUUUCUCGGCCAAUUGUGCACCCUACUCUAAGUGUUCAACAUUGGAAGGUCUGGGCAAAGAAGUGUUGUGCUAGUGAUGAUAACGUCAUUAACAAGAUUGGAGGGUGGUUUCCUUCAAUGUUCCGUUUGUGUAGACGGGAUUGCGAAACUCUUAGCCAUAUUACUUGGAAGUGCAGAUUUGCCAAGAGAAUUUGGGCUUGGGCGACGCGUAGUUUUAAUCUGCAACCAAGAGAAGAUUUGGUGGCUUCGUAUAAGGCUGCUAAAGGGUGCAGCAGGAUGAUUAAGGAUCUGUGGUUGGUUGCUAAUCUUGCAAUCACUACGGAGUUAUAG
Papaver somniferum (opium poppy) is the source of this 1290-nucleotide messenger RNA. RefSeq lists its product as uncharacterized. The record is from RefSeq and is a predicted model, not a curated record. The coding region runs from base 1 to 1290 and encodes 429 amino acids. The transcript has 2 exons. NCBI's taxonomy places the organism in Eukaryota, Viridiplantae, Streptophyta, Magnoliopsida, Ranunculales, Papaveraceae.